AUGCUUGUGGACUACCAGGGCCUGGUGAAGGAAGGCCCCGGCAGUUUGUGGCCAAAGAGUACUUUGGGAGCGCUGGUCGAUGGUAAGCGCUUAGAUCGGGAAGCCUUGAAGGUGCUACAAGAGCUUUGUGCCAAAGGUGAGGAACGGCUCAAGUCGAUGGAUAUCCAUGAGCUGGCAGAUGCGUCGGCUCAGAAGCUGAAUGCGAAGAAGUGUCACAUGGUCUCCUCUGACGGGAAAAUCAUCUCUGAGUUUUUUGAUCUGAAAAAUCACGAUCGACUCACAGCAGUGGCGCAAAAUGUGAACCCUUUGUUGCAAUUAGUCGGGUUGCAGAACGCACAGGGCGACCUGGUGGACGCAACAUACGCAACUGUACCGAUGGAAUUGCUGGAGCAGAUAGCUUUGGAGGUCGCUUCUGGGCUUGCGCACAUCGCCUGUUGGUUCGGAGGUCCUCAGCAUCUCGCUGGGUCUCCGAGUCUUCCCUGGAGGUUCGGCUCGGUCUUACCACCUCCUGGUCGUUUCAAUGACGAGAUGCGACUGAGGAUUGGGCCCGGCACUCCCGUGGUACAUCUGGGCGCCAUGGUGGUUUUGUCCAUCACAGAUGGUUUGCCAUGUUUUCCUGCCGUGCAAAAGAUCAGAGCAACCAGAGAGCUAACAGUUGAUGACAUCAUCAAGAUCCGAUCUGCCCAUCAAGAUGAAUGCAACAAGAACAAAAUGAAGUUGCUGGAACAGCAUCCAGGGGCAGAUACAGUGCUGGCUAUCAUGAGCUUGGUGAGAUAUACAGCGGAGGAAGUGUUCUUUGAGCUUGGGCACCGUUUGGUGUUCUACGAGAACAGGGCCUUGGAGCGCCGCUUCCAGACCACUUCCUUACCCUUGGUGCCACAGGGCGCGGGGGCGCGUGAUGUGUCUGCACCAGCGGAGGAGCAACUGAAAAGGUCGGAUGACACGCAGCUGGAGACCUUAGAGGAGAGCUAUUGGGAGAAGGCUUCCAAGGAUGGCAAUCGCGAGCCUCACUACAGGAGCCCCCACCCCGGAACCACCUUGGUCUGGGACUAUGGGAAGUUGGAAAUCGACGCGGUGCAGAAACUGCUGAAGGAGUUGCAGGUCUUUCGACAAGAAGUGAUGAAAGCACUUCCUGGCUACUAUGUCUUCUUCGAUGAAGGUGCCCUGCACGCAAUUCCACCCACCAUCAUCAGUCCAGAAGGGGCCUUUUGUGGUGUGCCUCGAUCUCGAACUCCGUUCUGCCCAGAAAAGCGUCGUCAGCCCGAGCUACCUGCCCUGGAAGGAGAAAGUAAGUUGGGCGUCAACUUUUUGACGAGAUGGAAUCAAUCUCCCAAGGCCUCCUGGGAGGACUUUGAGCCGCAGGUUCCGGUCCGGAAACGGCUCACCCAGGAGUGGAAGCCCAGUCUGCCAGAAGAGUGCGUGCAGCGGAGCAACAGCCACGGUGCCGAUGCCCACAGUGGAGGAUGUGCGGAGUGGCGUGGACAGUUCUAUGUGCCCUGGUGGCAGAAGGACUUGCCAGCAACUUUUGGGGGCUUGGGUGUCCGAUCUACUGUUCACAGCCGGCCUUUGGACUUCUUGGAUUUACUUUCCUGUCCGGCUGGUGCCUCGGUGUUCUGUCCUUUGGGUGUGUCCUGUGGUGGUUUGUUGGUUGCCUUUCCUCUGUUGGAUUUGGUUCUCCUUCAUCAUCCCCCCGGCCACCUUCUGCUCCCUUGUCUAGUGCUCGUUUGUUGGCUUCCUACUUGCAUGAGCCUGGAUCGUUCGGCAGGGGACAUUGAGCUCUCUAUUACCUUGGCUGGUGGACUUCGGGUCACAAUCCUUGCCCCUUCUGCUUCUGCCGCUUCGGCUACCCGUCUGUUCAACCACGUCGCUGCUUUCCAGGACGGUCCUGAGCCUUCGGAGUUUGAGCUGGUUUCUUCUCCUCCUGUGUCCCCUCGUCAGUCUACCCCUGCACCCUACUCUGAGACCCGAGAUCAGGUCAGGCGAUCUCUGCUUCCCUGCCCCUCCUCUCUGCUUCGACUUGGUGUGCGCUUGUGUGGGUCUGCCUCGUCUGGUCGUGACCGAGUGGAACGUGCUUGGCUGUGUGGGCAGUGGGCGGGAGCAGUGCAGUCACAGAGAAUCCAUAGCCCUGACAGAACUCCCCCCAUCGAUCUCCGGAGUCGCUUCUACGCUGUCUUGCAGCAGGAUGUAGAGCCCUACAUCAUGGAUUGGCCAGUCAUCGCAGACGAGGUGGCGGCGGUGGUCCUGGACAAUGGAAACCUUCAUGCAACCGGAUCUUCACUUUCGGUCGUUGUAGUCGAUCUUCAAGAGGAGGUGGUUGCUCAGAUGCGUUUGCCAGAGGUUGGGGAGCACUACCCGUUCACCUUCGAUGUGGAUCAGCCUUUUGCCAUCCCUUCACCCCCUCAACUAUUAGCUGCAACUCGGGAGUGGGUCGCGGCAGGGGCAGGGAUCGAGGGCUCGGCAAUGCCCUACUUUUCAGCAGAGGAGGGGGACCUACACACACCAGGAGCAGCAGAGGAGGAGGAAGGCAUGCCUGCAACCCCGCGUGCCCGCAGAAGGCAAAAGCAUCCGCCUGGGCCCGAGAGGCCUACAGGCAACGCAAAGAAACCCACCGUCGCAAGUCUUGCAGCGUCGGUGGAACAACUCUUGGUCAUGAACGAGGGCCUGGUGAAAAGCGUGGAGAGCUUGGCAGGCCGUCAGCAGGUUUUGGAACAGAGGUCAGCUCCAGCGGCACCCCCUCUUCAGCCUCCCCCUCAGCAUCCCCAUCAAGGCAUCCUUCGCCAGCCUAUCUCUGCUUCACUGCAAGGAGCUGCAGCUCCACUGGGGGUCUUGGCACAACAUCUCCCUCCUCCCCCGAGGACCCAGGCACCUACUGCCUCGGGACUGUUGGCAUCACCUCAGUUCCAACCUCCAGAUCUUCUCGAACUGGAGGACGAGAAGCGAGCCCCAGACCCAAGUAUCUCCUCCGACCAUUUGGCAAAGGCCGUGCUGGCCCAGUCUCAGGCACUCACAGCCCUGGUCUCCCAAAUUGCCCAGCAGGGGGGCGACCCAAUACUGGACCUCGGCAACACAGCCUCCUCAGCCAGCACACGGGGGGCUCAGGGCAGGGCAAGGCUUCAAGGGGAACUUGCCUCUCAGAAGGGGGUAUUCUUUCAAGCAGUUUUGGCCUCCAUGGCUCGGAGGAUGCAGCCAACGGCCUCGCCAGAGGGCUCACCACAAGAGCUGUUGGAUCGGGGGGUGUGUGGCACCAGGUACCUCGAGAGGUUCGGGGGCUAUGGAAGGGUUCGGGAGCUGGGUUGUCUUCAACAACAGGUCAUGUCGAUCAUGGACUGUCUCCAGGCAUCGAACUGGCAAGCAGCCAGGGACCAGACGGCUUUGUUGGCGGUGACCAUCGACCAGGCAGCUUUGGAUCAAGGCAGAUUCGAGCUGGCAAAUCUUCUUUGCCUACAAGAGGAACCCCCGGCAACUGUCUUCUCAGCCCGCCCCAUGAACGUGCUCAACAAACCUCGAGCUUUCUCGCAGUUAGCCGAUCAAAAAUGGGUGACAGUUGCCCUGGCUUACAUAAAAGAAUUGGAUGUCAUCACCAACAAACGCUUGGAGCUGACCAGCCAGUCAAAGCACACCAUCUUCGGUGGAGCCUCCAGCGACUCUCCGGGAAACCCCCACCCAAAGCCAAAGCCAGGCCCCAAGAAGAAAGGUCGAGGGGGCGGGAAGGGCGGAGGGAGCAACGUUGCAGCAGAAGGGGAGACGGUUUCCACAGUCUUUCCGCUGCCUCUUCCUGCCUUGGACUUGUUUGAUGGUAGUGGCCCUGGGCUCUCUCGUUGUCGCUUGUGGUCCCUUGCCAAGUCUCGUCUUGUGUACAUUUGGACUUUGGUUUUGGAUUUCAUGUUCCUUGGACGAUGGCCAACCAACGAUGAGCUCAGGAGGUCCCCUUCAGCUGAACAAUGUGCUGUCUUUGACCGGCUGAGGACUAUGUUGACUGUGUGUGGUGAAGCCUGGGAUCAGUUUCCCUUAUGCCCCGGCCGAACCGGCCCUGAGCUUGGUGCUCAGCUGUUUCAUGUUGAAAAGUUUUGCGAAGCGUGCCCUGACCUGUCUGGUGGUUACCUUGCAGCCGACCGCAUGAAGUUUUGUCCUGAUACCUCCCUUGUUUCUGCGUCUGAGUAUCCUGAGCUCCUGCCGUAUCGGUCCCUGGAUCCAUCACGCUUGAAGCUUGUAGGCGAAGGAACUUGGCCAAUGGAGAGGUAUCUUGACAGUGUUUUGUGGCUGCCCUUUGUUGAACCGGCCUUUUUAAUGCAUGGUCUUGACACGCCUGCUGAUGGAAUCCCAAACUUCAAAGCUGAAAAACCUAAGGAUUGCCUGACGCUUGCCAAGGUUUGGGAUGUCCGUGGACUUCUUUUCUUGGCUGAAGAGCCCCUUGUGCCUGGCUACUUUUCUAGGGUUUUCAAUGCCUAUAAGAGCCCUGAGAAGGAUCGGCAGAUCGGCGACAGGCAGAUGCCAUCUUCCACCGCUCGCGAAGUUGUUGGUGACCACUUGAAGGGAGCCCCCAAAGGAAAGAGCAGGCCUCAGCCUGAGGCCUUGUACCCAUGUUUCAACUCCUUGUUUCAGGGUGACCACUUGGGGGUUGAGUUUGCACUUUGCAGCCAUGAGACGCUUCUGAAAAACCAUGGUUUGUUGUGCAGUGACACUAGGAUCCAGGGCCACAUGAACUUUCCUGUCACGACCUGUUGGGAUGCCCUUGUCAUUGACGACUAUUUUUGCCUGAGCGCAGAUCAUGUCCAUGCCCCAGCUGCUGCAACCUUUGCCUUCACAGGGCUCUCCCGCGCCCGAGAUGCGUAUGACCAGGAGCAGCUACUCGGCUCGCCUGAAAAGGAUGUGGUUGCCCAAACUUGCCUCAAGGCGGCUGGUGCUGAGAUCCGUUCCAGUGAAAAGAAUGUCCGGCUUGGAUUUGUGCCGGUUGCUGCACCUCUUGCAAAGCGCCUGGCCUUGUCUGUGCUGUCCUUGCGUGCGUCGGAUCUUCCUGGACUUUCUGCAGGCGUGUGUGCCCGUCUUGCUGGAAACUGGGUCUCUGUCUGGCAGUUUCGGAAGUGUUGGUCGUCUUUGGUUGAUGGACUUUUCCUCUUUGCGUCGAAGUGUGAACAGGACCCUGGUUCCAUCUUUUCCAUGCCAAGGAGCAUCGCGCAAGAGCUCGUCAUGCUGGCCUCUGUGGCGCCACUGGUUGUCAGUAACAUUGCUGUGGAUUACCUUGAGGAGUUUUAUGCUUCGGAUGCCUCAAACCAGAAAGGUGCCAUUGUCAAGGCCCCGAUUGCCAAAAGCUUGCAUGAGGUCCUCUGGCUUGACGCUGACAAGAAGGGGCAUUACUCAGCUUUGGAUCAACCUUUUCGGGCUCUGCUGCGCCAGACUGGCAAUUUUGAUCUUGAUGAGACGCUUGAAUCGGGUCCGGCUUUGGAGUCGCCCUGGAAGGCUCCGCUGUUGUACUUCGAUUUUGUUGAGAUCUGCGGCGGGGCUGGGAAGGUCACUGACGCUUUGUCAAGCAUGGGUUUUGUCUGUGCCCCUACCUUGGAUUUGUCGGAAUCUGAGCACUAUGAUCUCUCUUCCUUGCGUCUUUUGGAGUGGAUCAUUUUUAUGCUGGAGGAGAAUCGGUUCCGCAGCUUCCUGAUUGAGCCGCCCUGCACGAGCUUCAGCCCUGCAGCUCACCCAGCUGUCAGGUCUUAUCGUGAGCCUCUUGGAUUUGACCGGCUCAAUCCAAAGACGCUGCACGGGAACAUCUUGGCCUUUCGUUCCCUCAUUCUCCUGCGUGUCGCCCGUCGGUGUCGUCGCCCCUGUGGACUUGAACAGAGUAGGCUCAGCAAAAUGGCAUGGCUCCAAGCUUGGCUUAGUUUGCUUGAGAUUGGUUUUUCCGAGGCUGUCAUUGCCUCCUGCCAGUUCCAAUCCAUCCACCGGAAGGAGUUCCGUCUGUUGUGCUACUUGCUUGACACAGCUUUCUUGGACUGCAGGUGCCCUGGGGGUCAUGCUCAUGUUCGGAUCCAGGGGUCCUACACAAAGCCCUCUGCUGUGUACACAGACGCCUUGGCUCUGCACUUAGCCCAGGCUUUCCGCCUUGCCCUUCGGAAGCUUGAUGCCGAGAGCCUUCUUGAGCCUGAAGUCGAUGGACAUGAAACCAUCAUGUCAAACGAUUUGAUGCUGACGUCGAAGUGGGAGGUUGUGAGGUCAUGGUUUUGGACGCGUCUUGGCCACAUCAAUGUCCUUGAGAUGUCCUCUGCGGUCUCGAAUUUGGUCUCUGUCGGAAAGAAGCGCUUCUCUGUCAGGUUCUGUAGUCUGGUGGACUCCGCUGUCUGUCGUGGUGCUUUCAGCAAGGGUCGGUCCUCUUCCAGAGCUCUCCAGCCUCUGCUUCGGAAAGCCGGUGCGGUCUGUGUCCCUCUGCGCUCUGCCCAGGGUCGAGCUCUUGUGGCGUUCCCCGACCUCCUCCCUGUCCUGCGUGCUCUGAACCUGAAGGGCCUCAAGAGGUUUGCUGCCAACUGGAUUCGGCUGACUCUUUUCUUAGUCAUGCAGGGUGCCGCCAAUGGUGAGCUGUUCCCGGGGGACCCCUGGUCUUUUAACCGGAGCCGUUUUCUGAUCCUUGCUGCAGCCAUGGUACUCUGCCCAUAUUGUGCUGGUGGGAUGCCUUUGGCCCCUACGACUGCUGCAGAGAGGUGUAGCCCAUUACGCAUGCGGCUGAAUUCUAUUUGUGACGAGGCAAAGAGCCAAACUCUUGUUGGAGGUGAGAGCUGCAGGCCAUGCAAUUCUCCAACGAAUUCUCCAUAUGGCCGUGCUUCUCAGGCAGCAGAUGAGGCGGGUGAUGAUUCGGACCCUUUCUGCAUGGCUGUCACGGUGGACUGA
Messenger RNA from Cladocopium goreaui, 6873 nucleotides. NCBI's taxonomy places the organism in Eukaryota, Dinophyceae, Suessiales, Symbiodiniaceae. The record is from the annotation of a GenBank genome assembly.